CUCUUUCUUCUCCACUCUUCUUUCCAACCAUGUUCUUCGGAGGGGAUCCGUUUGAAGACUUUGCAGGGAUGGGCUCUCGUCGUGGAGGCGCUGAUGUUGAUACUCAAAAAUAUUACGAUGUUUUGGGCGUCUCAAAGGACGCUACUACUGCUGAGAUCAAGAAGGCGUUCCGCAAGCUAGCGAUAAAGCAUCAUCCUGAUAAAGGAGGUGAUGCUGAUGCGUUCAAGGAGAUGACCAGAGCUUAUGAGGUGCUCAGUGAUGAGGAAAAACGGCAGAGAUAUGAUCGAUUCGGCGAAGACGGUGUUGACCAGGAAGGCCCAAGUGGUGGCGGUAUGGAUAUGUUCGAUAUGAUGUUUGGUGGCGGUGGAAAUCGUAGUCGUAGAGGAAAGCGGAAGGGCGAAGAUAUCAGCCACGUGCUGGAAGUAUCCCUAUCGCAGUUCUAUAAUGGAGCUACUCGGAAGCUCGCAAUAAACCGUGUUGUUAUUGAUCGCUCUGUCCCGGUGAAGACAUGCAAUGCUUGUGAUGGUGAAGGAGUUGUUAUUAAAGUCGUCCGGAUGGGCCCUAUGAUUCAACGGGUUCGACAGGCUUGUCCGCAGUGUAACGGUCAGGGACAGAGUUUCAAGACGAAGAAAAGUAAAGAGAUUAUCGAAGUACAUAUUCAGAAGGGAAUGAAAGAUGGUCAACAGAUCCCCUUCAGAGGAAUGGCUGAUGAGAGUGACCCUUCGGAAGAGCCUGGUGACUUUAUAGUCGUGUUGAAGCAGAAGGCAUCUCAGAAUGAUGCUUCUGCACAUGGGUUCACAAGGAAAGGUAACGACUUGUACCUGCGAAAGUCCAUCACUUUGUUGGAGGCCCUUACUGGUUACACGACGGUGAUUGAACAUAUGGAUGGACGAAAGCUGAUCGUUAAGUCCAAGAAGGGCGAAGUUAUCAAGCCUGUUGAUAUGACUGCUGAAAGGCAUCUUUUGAAGUGCGUCAAGGGCGAGGGAAUGCCCAGUUUGCAAAAUCAAUUCGUGUGUGGAAAUCUCUUUAUCAUUCUUGAUAUUGUAUUCCCGAACGAGAUGAAGGAAAAGGCCUGUAAGGAGUUGGCGAAGAUUUUGCCGCACCCGAAAGAUGCUCCUAAGAUUACCUCGAAAAUGGACAAGGAAUAUGAGCAUCAUCAGCUAGUUGAUAUGGACCCUGCGGAGAGUUUGAGAGCUCAGCAGUUCGGCGGCUCGAGAGAGGCUUAUGAUGAAGAUGAUGAUGAUAACGAAGGCUUCCCGGGGGCUCAGAGAGUUCAGUGUGCCCAGCAGUAGUUGUGUAAAUAUGUAUAGUCGCUUAUACUGCUUAUUGGCUUUUUACUCCACGUUACUUCUACUUCUUCCCCUUCCACUCU
This is a messenger RNA of Perkinsus marinus ATCC 50983, 1372 nucleotides long. RefSeq names its product DNAJ domain protein, putative. The record is from RefSeq and is a predicted model, not a curated record. Gene Ontology annotation, cellular component: cytoplasm; cytosol. Lineage: Eukaryota; Perkinsozoa; Perkinsida; Perkinsidae. Gene Ontology annotation, biological process: protein refolding. Gene Ontology annotation, molecular function: Hsp70 protein binding. The transcript has 3 exons. The coding region runs from base 30 to 1292 and encodes 420 amino acids.